UCAGCUUCCUCCUGGACCGGCUGCUCCAGUACGAGAAUGUGGAUGAGGAUUCGUCCGAUUCAGACGCAACAGCCUCAUCAGAAAACAGUGAGGGAGAGGGUCCGAAACUCCUGGAUACCCCCGUCAUGAAGAAGAAGAGGAGUCCUCAGCUGGGAGGAUCGGCCUCACCCUCACCCUCGUCUCUCUCUCUACAGCCCACCCUGGGCUACUCACACUCCCAGACUCCGACACCAUCAGCAACUCAAUCCCCAUACCUCAGCUCCAUCACUGCGCCCACGUUCAGCCAGUUUCCCUCGGAGUAUUUAUCCUCCUACUCGAACUCCCACCCCCCGGCUUCAGCUGGAGCAGCCGGAGGCUCCGCUGGGAAAUCGGAGAAAGCCAAGAGGGAAAAACGGACAAAGACCCAGAAAAGCAAGAAAUCCAAGACGCGAGUCCCUCUCCACUCCAGCCACCCUGAAUCUGUGGCCAUGAGCUUUUCCUCUGCCUCCGACCCUCUCUCUGCCCUUUCGUCCAAGCUCCCCCCCACCACCAUUCUCAGCACUGUCCCUCAUCAGAUGUUCAGUGACACAGGAGAGGGCAGCGACGAUGAUGCACUGGAGGGUGAUGACGACCUGGUCAUCGAUAUUCCCGAGUGAGUCACCCGGAUACCCGGAGACUGGGAACACGGAUUCUCCCCCAACCCCGAAUACCCGGUGACUGGGAACACGGAUUCUCCCCUAACCCCGGAUACCCGGAGACUGGGAACACGGAUUCUCCCCCAAUCCCGGAUACCCGGAGACUGGGAACACGGAUUCUCCCCCAAUUCCGGAUACCCGGAGACUGGGAACACGGAUUCUCCCCUAACCCCGGAUACCCGGAGACUGGGAACACGGAUUCUCCCCCAACCCCGGAUACCCGGAGACUGGGAACACGGAUUCUCCUCAAUCCCGGAUACCCGGAGACUGGGAACACAGAUUCUUCCCCAAUCCUGGAUACCCGGAGACUGGGAACACGGAUUCUCCUCAAUCCCGGAUACCCGAGGACUGGGAACACGGAUUCUCCCCUAACCCCGGAUACCCGGAGACUGGGAACACGGAUUCUCCCCUAACCCCGGAUACCCGGAGACUGGGAACACGGAUUCUCCCCUAACCCCGGAUACCCGGAGACUGGGAACACGGUUUCUCCCCUAACCCUGGAUACCCGGAGACUGGGAGCACGGAUUUCCCUGAAUCUUGGAUACCCGGAGAGUGGGAGCAGGAAUUUCCCAGAGGCACACUGAAACAGAUUCCUGACGGACUCCAGUUGAUUAUCCGUGACGCUGGGCGAUCCCGCCUGUAUGUUGCCCGAUUUCAGAAAUAAAAGCUUUCUCCCCCCCC
This is a messenger RNA of Carcharodon carcharias (great white shark), 1355 nucleotides long. Its product is annotated as INO80 complex subunit E-like. Gene Ontology annotation, cellular component: Ino80 complex; nucleus. The record is from RefSeq and is a predicted model, not a curated record. Gene Ontology annotation, biological process: chromatin remodeling. The transcript is spliced from 5 exons. NCBI's taxonomy places the organism in Eukaryota, Metazoa, Chordata, Chondrichthyes, Lamniformes, Lamnidae. Bases 126 to 635 code for a protein of 169 amino acids.